Messenger RNA from Cryptosporidium muris RN66, 1110 nucleotides. RefSeq lists its product as uncharacterized. Gene Ontology annotation, molecular function: mRNA binding. Gene Ontology annotation, biological process: mRNA splice site recognition. The transcript has a single exon. The coding region runs from base 1 to 1110 and encodes 369 amino acids. The record is from RefSeq and is a predicted model, not a curated record. Gene Ontology annotation, cellular component: U2-type prespliceosome; U1 snRNP. Lineage: Eukaryota; Apicomplexa; Conoidasida; Eucoccidiorida; Cryptosporidiidae.
AUGGAUGAAAUUCGCCGUCAGAUAGAGAGCUUAAUGGGCGAGAUUGAGUCCCCUAUUGAGAAAAAAAGUGUACAUGAUGAGAGUGUAUGUAAGUUAUACCUAUGUGGAUUAUGUCCUCACGAGCUUUUUGAAAAUACAAAACUUUAUAUGGGUGCUUGUCCAAAAAUUCAUUCAGAGAAACUCCGUGAGCGUUAUCUAGAGGAAAGAAAAAGUCCUAAUUUUAUCCCAACCAACUAUGAACAGGAAAGUUAUCUAAUUCUGCAAGGUAUGGUUGAUGAAUGUAACAAGAAGAUAACAAGGAAUAGAGUACGUGCUCAAUUAUCAGGUAGCUCAAAAUUGGAAGAUGAAAAUAUCAAGAGCGUUGAUAGAGAAAUUACACUAAUUAUGAAAGAAAUUGAAGAUCUUGGUGCAAGUGGAGAUAUUGAUGGAUCUCUUAAAAAGAUGGAAGAUUUAACUAGGUUGAAUCAACAAAAAUUAAAGAUUAUAGCCACUAGAGAAGAAGUAGCAAAUGGGAUGUAUCAGCAGAAACUACAUCCAUGCGAAGUUUGUGCUGCAUUCUUAUCUGAGACUGAUAAUGAUCAACGAUUAAAUGACCACUUCAGUGGUAAAAUACAUCUUGGUUAUCUAGCUAUUAGAAAACAAGCUAAGGAUUUGCGGGAGUGGAUAAAAUUGAAUGCAGCGACAAAUUACGAUGAUAAGACCGAAUAUAGAUUUAGAAGAGAGAAUAAGGCUUCACAUAGAUAUAAACAUUCUUACUACAAUAGAGGAAUACCAUUUAAAAACAAAAAAUAUAGAAAUGCAUUAAGAGAAUAUGAUCCCAUUAGAAGGAGUGAUAAAGAAAUUUCUCAGAUUAGACGUGGAAAUAUAGCUAAAAAAAAAUUACAAGUUAAUGAACCAAUUAUAAUAAGUGAAUUUAAUGAACGGUAUUCUUUAAGUAAUAUUAAUAACAUACGAUGGUCAACUCAAGAUAAUUCAAUAAAAGUGAAUACUGAAAUAAAGAAAUCAAGUAAUCGUAGAACAAUAUCCCAUAGUGAUGGAGAAAUAACUCCUGAUAGUGAAAGUUAUCAUUCAUUAUCAAGAAGCCCUUCUCCGUGUUUUAAUCCUAUAUAA